This is a messenger RNA of Mus caroli (Ryukyu mouse), 3161 nucleotides long. RefSeq names its product neurexophilin and PC-esterase domain family member 4 (gene Nxpe4). Lineage: Eukaryota; Metazoa; Chordata; Mammalia; Rodentia; Muridae. The record is from RefSeq and is a predicted model, not a curated record.
CUGCUAUGGUCAUCCAUCUCUCCAUCCUCAACCUCCUUUGAUAUGAAGAAACAUAGCAGAUGAGCACAGGCAGGGUGAACAAUGGACACACCUCAACCUUGGCUGCUAACCAAGAGAGAAAGUCCUGAGGAGUCAGCAUAGAUGAGAAAACCUGACAUUUGGCAAUCAAUCAGGUGAGGAGCCAACACAAAUCCACAGCACCAUGAGCUUCCAUGGCACUGUCCUGAAAUGCGUGUCGUAACAAAGUGUCCUUGGUCUGGAUGUCAUCUGCCUCACUGGAAUGUGUUAGGUGGGACCUGACCAGGAACUCUCACCUUGCUGCAGAAUCCUGCUAUGGCCCCACAAGCCCAACUGCUGUUUCCUAUGGGCCCUAUGCAUGUGUCUGAAGCACCUACCUGCUCUUCCUGGGACUCUAUCAGAACAAGAACACAAAUCCAAUUGCUUUGGAACAUGUGACUCCGUCCUCCGCUUGGUCUGAGGAAAGCUGUACACUGGUAGCACUGCCCUGGCCACAGAAGCAGGCUCUCCACCAAGCUCACCCAGUUUCUUGAAAUGAGACCAAAACGAGCCUUUAGAUUAAAGGAUUUGAACCAUGAAAACGCUGGCCAGUCGUAAGUCACUGUGGAUGCUGCUUUUUAUAGUCAUCUUCUGGGUCUCUUUUACAGUUUUCAGAAACCCUGUGAAGCUACGGACCAUGUUCAAUUUGCCUGUGUCCUUCAAUCGCUGGAACUUGGUCAUGGGACCCUCAUGCCCUGCAGUGCCUCUGAACCUACCAGUUUCACCAAAAGAGACAGAACUGAGAAUCAGGGAGGUCCUGGAGAAACUAGACAAACAGAUCCCUCCCAGACCCUUCACCCACCUCAACUACACCACAAGCGCCACACACAGUACAGCCACCAUCCUCAACCCUCGAGAUACAUACUGUGUAGGGGACCAGCUGGACAUCCUGGUAGAGGCUAGAGACCACCUAGGAAACAGGAAGGGGUAUGGUGGGGACUUCCUGAGGGCCAGGAUAUUCUCCCCAGCCCUGAAGGCAGGAGCUUCUGGAAAGGUGACAGACUUCAACAAUGGCACCUACCUCAUCAGCUUCACUCUGUUCUGGGAGGGCCCGGUCUCCCUGUCUAUCCUGCUCAUGCACCCCAGUGAAGGGGUGUCAGCUCUCUGGAGAGCAAGGAAACAGGGCUACGACAGAGUCAUCUUCUCAGGCCAGUUUGUCAGUGGUGCUUCUCAGGUCCACACCGAAUGUGCCCUGGUUCUAAAUUCAAGUGUCGAGCUGUGCCAGUAUCUGGAUGCCCAGGACCAAGAAGCUUUCUACUGUGUGAAGCCUCCAAAUGUGCCCUGCGCAGCCCUCACCUACAUGCAGUCGAAGAACAAGAACGUUUCCUAUCUUAGCCAGCAAGAAAGGAGCCUCUUUGAAAGGUCAAAUAUAGCUGUGGAGAUUAUGGGAAAAUCCAAUGUGAUUAGUGUCUCCAAAUGCAACACAGACGCAGCUCCAGUGAAGGAGAAAUGCAAGCUCGGGAUGGUAUCUGCAAUCCCUAGUGGGCACGUCUGGAAAAACGCAUGGACUCCUGCCUCCUGCAGUCUGGCUCCAAUCAAAAUGAAAGACUGCCUGAGAGGAAAAUUUAUCCACCUAAUGGGUGAUUCCACAAUCCGCCAGUGGAUGGAAUACUUCAAAAGCAAAGUCAACACACUGAGAUCUGUGGACCUGCAUGAGAGUGGGAAACUGCAACGCCAACUUGCCGUCGACUUGGAUGAGAAAAUCAGCAUCCAGUGGCAAAAACAUGGUUACCCUCUUAUCGGGUCAUUGAUCUACUCUGUCAAAGAAAUAGAGAACAUUGCACGGAUAAUUGACAGAACUGGAGGAGAGAAAAACACAGUCAUCGUCAUUUCUCUGGGCCAGCAUUUCAGACCCUUUCCCAUUGAUCUUUUUAUCCGAAGGGCCCUCAAUGUUCACAAAGCUCUUCAGCGUCUUCUCCUGAGAAGCCCGGACACUAUGGUGGUCCUCAAAACAGAAAACACCAGAGAGCUGAACAGCGAUGUGGAGAGGUUUAGUGACUUCCAUGGUUACACCCAGUAUCUUGCCUUAAAGGAUAUUUUCCAGGAUCUCAAUGUGGGUGUCAUUGAUGCCUGGGACAUGACAGUUGCAUAUGGCAUAAACAAUGUCCACCCACCAGAGGAUGUAGUUAGAAGUCAAAUUAAUAUAUUCUUAAACUAUAUUUGCUAGCAAACAUAACUUUGAAAGUCACUCUUUAAACUUAAAAGAUACAGUGAAUCCUGCAGCUGUGCCAAGUGCCAGGAUGCCCCAGUUAAUCCAAGGACAUAAUCUGUAUAAUGGUCCAUAUGGUCCACCUACUUCAUCUUAACAAGGCAUUCACACACUGGCCUUCUGCUCAAAAUUGAAGCCCAAAAGAGUCAAUGGAAGGUCCACAUUUUUUUAUGAGAGCCACAUUGCUCUUUGCUGAUUGGAAGUUAGGAUUCCUGUGCUGUUGCUGUGAGUUCAGAACAAUGAAGUAAUUUUGAUAAAAUUCUUAAAAGGUAUUUGAUUCAAUUUGUAAAUAUUUUGUUGAUAAUUUUUCAUCCAUGUUAAUCAGGAAAAUUGAUCUGUACUUCCUUGGUCAUGUCUCAGAGUUUGACAUCAGGCCAAUACAGACUUCAAAAAAAAAAAUGACUUGGGUUGUAUUUCUCCUGGUUGUAAUUUGUGGAAGGUUUUGAGACAUGUUUUGAUUAGAUUUUCUUUUAAAGUUUCAUGGUAUUCAGCACUUAAUCUGUCCAGGUAUGGGCUGGUUUUGGAGAGAGACUUUUAAUAACUGCUUCAAUCUCUUUGCUUAUUACAGUUCUGUUUAAAUUGUUUCUAUUUUCUAGGUUUAACUUUGAUAGGCCAAAUGCAUUUAGAAAUUUAUCUUUCUUCUAGGUUUUCCAGAUUUUUUGGAUAUAAGAUUUUGGAUAAACAAAAGCAAAAUAUGUCCAAAACACCAUCUUGAAACCUGAUAUUUUGUACACCAAUUUUAUAACAAAUAAAAAUAAAAUUUCUAAAUGAAAAACAUUAAAAUAAGAAUUAAUAAUGCAAAGUAUUUUAGUGAUUUUACUUUUAUAUAUUAAAUACAAAUUUAUAGUUUGCUUUUCAUAAGUAUAUUAUAAAUUAUAUUCUUUAUAUUUCCUUU